AUGAGCCCUUCCAUUUCCACGUCCAACACCAGCAGCACCAAGUCCUCCUCCACCACCACCAUCCCCACCAUCAAUCCCUCUGCCUCCUCUUCCUCCUCCUCCUCUGGCCAGAGCGGUACGGCCAACUCUGCCUGCGCCGCUUGCCGCCACCAGCGCCGCCGCUGCAAGCCCGACUGCACCCUCGCCCCCUACUUCCCCGCAAACGACCAGCACAAGUUCCUCAACGCCCACCGCCUCUUCGGCGUCAGCAACAUCAUCAAGAUCAUCGCCAACCUCGACCCGCUCCAGCGCAACGAGGCCAUGCGCACCAUCAUCUUCCAGUCCGACAUGCGCGCCCAGGACCCCGUCGGCGGCUGCUACCAACUCAUCCAGGACCUCGAUAACCAGAUCAAGCACCACGUCGCCGAGCUCCAACUCGUCCACCGCCAUCUCUCCAUCUGCCGCGCUCAGGCCGCCGCCGCCGCAGCAGCAGCAGCGGCCCAGGCUUCCGAUCUCGACGUCGUCGGGCCCGGCUCGUUGCUCCCAGUCUCCGGCGCCGCCCAAGACGUCGUCCUCGACCCCGACACGGCCGUCAACAUCUACGAAGCCAAUCUCUACUCUGCUUCCAUGAACAACAACCUGAGCCAACAGCAGCACGAGCAGCAACAAUUCUACAACAAUAACUACUUCUGCUUCGACAACAUCAACGGCAAUAAUCACAAUAACGGCAAUUGCAUCGACGUCCACAGUGAUGCCUGUGAUCAUAAUCUGCUGAGCACUCUUCAACAGCAGCAACAACAUCACCAAUGCGUGGUCGGAGAUGACGAAGAAGUGAAGCCAUUGGUGGACAUGUUCGAGGUCAGAACGUUGAUUUCGGCGGACGACGAUAGAGAUUCAUCUGGGAACAAUGUUGCUUCCACUUCCAGUGAUCAGGUCAAUGGCUCUGAUCUCCAUGGACUCAGCUUGGAGCUAAAAGAGGAGGUGUUAAAUCAAGUGGCACAGGAGCAUGAUCUGAAGGGUGCUGCAUCUUUGUUUACCCUAACGAACUUUAGUUCUUCAGUCCUAUGA
Molecule: messenger RNA, 1047 nt
Organism: Zingiber officinale
Lineage: Eukaryota; Viridiplantae; Streptophyta; Magnoliopsida; Zingiberales; Zingiberaceae
Product: LOB domain-containing protein 7-like
Exons: 2
Coding region: 1-1047 (348 amino acids)
Source: RefSeq, a predicted model, not a curated record